GCCAAAACGCGCCAUUGUUUUUCUUCUUGUUAUUUAGACACAUGCUACACCUCAAUACUUUUCGUUCAUUUUUGUUACGUCGCAAUGCCGGAGCCAUGCGCAAGGCGCAGUUUCAUUCGGGCAUGCAUCCGGAUGACGAACGAUUGUUUAAAUAUUUAUGCACCAAAUAUGACGAAAAGAAAGCACAGCACAUGACGAGAGCCCAACGCGAUCAAGCUUCUAUUCUCUCAAUGGACGAUCGCAAGCCGGAAUUUCCUAAACUGAGCUUGCAUCACGAGCUCAAAGAACCCGACGCCAUUUUUGGCCUAGGCAUUACAUCGCCCGAUGAAGUUUUUAUCAAUAAUGAACUGCACCUCAGCAACGUUGAAGUAUACGGUUUCGAUUAUGAUUAUACUUUAGCAAACUACACCGAUAAACUAUCCCAUACCAUCUAUGAUAUUCUGAAAGAUAUCAUGGUGGAUAUGCUCCGUUACCCGAAAGAAAUCAAGGAGUUCCAGUUCGAUCCUUCAUUUGCUAUUCGAGGACUUCAUUAUGACUACAACAAAGGAUGGCUAAUGAAGAUUGAUAAUAUGGCCAACGUGCAACUGAAUACUGUUCAUGUGGGUCGGGAGCCGAUUAGCAAAAUGGAGGAAGUGUUUGAACUUCAUAACGGCUUACAUAUUUCACCUGAUUAUUUGAACAACAACAUGUUUCAGCUCAAUGACUUAUUUUCCAUUCCUCAAACCUGCCUAUUGAGUGAUAUCCUUCAGUAUUUCAGAGAGCAACAGAUGAGCUUUCAUCCACGAUAUCUUUCUGACGACUUGAAUCAAGCCGCUCGUAUACUGCACACUGGAUCGUCUUUGGGGACGCACGGUAUUGGCGGUCGUUUACACAUGGCAGUCAUGAACGACAUUGAUGCCUAUCUGGAAAAGGCGCCCAACUUGGUCGGAUUUUUGGAAAAGCUGCGCAAAAACGGUAAAAAGACGUUCCUGUUGACCAAUAGCACGUUGCCAUUCAUAUCAAAAGGUAUGACGUAUAUGACGUCUCGAGAGGACUGGAGAGAUUUGUUCGACUGUGUGAUCGUUUCUGCUCGAAAACCGGAAUUUUACCGUUCCCGGCGACCUUUCCGCCGUACACGAGAACCCACCUGGAGUACUGUAGACAAAUUUGAGCCGGGCGAAGUGUACCAAGGCGGUAAUAUGACGGACUUUUCGCUGUUGACAGGAUGGUCAGGUCAAAAGGUGCUUUAUUUCGGUGAUCACAUUUUCUCGGAUUUGAUUGAUCCUACCAUACAACAAGGAUGGCAUACCGGUGCCAUCAUCCACGAAUUGGCUCAAGAAAUCGAGACCCGAAAUACCUCUACUUACCGUCAUACAUUGUCAUGGUUAUUGCGCCUGGAACGUUUGCUGAAUGAAGCACAAGGAGCGCGUGAAGUACAACGUUUUUCGCAACUGGACGAGCUAAUUGAACAGUGGCGUGAUGAACGACGACGCGUACGACUGGAAUUGAAAACUGUGUUCAACCGAUCCUUUGGCAGUGUUUUUAGAACUUAUCAGAAUCCUUCGUUUUUCGCCAACAAAAUCCGAAAGUUUGCCGACAUCUAUAUGGCGAAUGUUACCAAUCUAGAGCAUAUUCCGCUGGAUUAUGUAUUCUAUCCCAAUCGUACUUAUUUGCCGCAUGAGCGGUUAGUAGAGACGCUUAUCGAUACAGGCAAGCUCAAAGAAUAUCUUCAGCAAUAAAAACAAAAACUCGCCU
Messenger RNA from Radiomyces spectabilis, 1734 nucleotides. RefSeq names its product HAD-superfamily hydrolase. The record is from RefSeq and is a predicted model, not a curated record. Gene Ontology annotation, molecular function: 5'-nucleotidase activity. Lineage: Eukaryota; Fungi; Mucoromycota; Mucoromycetes; Mucorales; Radiomycetaceae. The transcript has 13 exons. The coding region runs from base 42 to 1718 and encodes 558 amino acids.